Molecule: messenger RNA, 506 nt
Organism: Argiope bruennichi
Lineage: Eukaryota; Metazoa; Arthropoda; Arachnida; Araneae; Araneidae
Exons: 4
Coding region: 45-422 (125 amino acids)
Biological process (GO): multicellular organism development; negative regulation of Wnt signaling pathway
Cellular component (GO): extracellular region
Source: RefSeq, a predicted model, not a curated record
CUGGAAAUUCACAGAGCCAGUUCUGAAAGAAGUUUACAGAAAAAAUGAAUCCCACAAUUUUGUUGCUUUUCCUUUCUGCGCUGGUGGUAGCGUACGUGGAAUGUCAGCAAACUGAAGGAGAAGAAUGUCCUGGAAUUUUUAGAAGACGAUGCAGGACAAAUGAGUACUGCCUUAGAUCUGAGUUACCUUUCAUGAGUAGAUGCGUUGCCUACAGAGGAAGAGGAAUGCCUUGUGAUAGAAUAAAUCGUUGCAAACCAGGAUUAGAAUGCACACAAUAUCGGGAUAGCUUCUUUAGAGUUGGCAGAUGCCAAGACCCAUCUACUACUUCAACAACUACGGUAUUUACUACGCCAGCAACUACAUCUAUGCCUGACUCUACUACGACAGUCAGUACUGAUGUUACUGACUCUUCAACCCAGUGAAGCAUUUCUCUUACCAGAUGGAAAGGAUUGAAUAUUUUUGAAACUAUUAUGAUAAAAGCAGAAUAAAAUAUGUCUUAACAUUUA